Drosophila bipectinata is the source of this 1242-nucleotide messenger RNA. Its product is annotated as D-3-phosphoglycerate dehydrogenase. Gene Ontology annotation, molecular function: phosphoglycerate dehydrogenase activity; NAD binding. NCBI's taxonomy places the organism in Eukaryota, Metazoa, Arthropoda, Insecta, Diptera, Drosophilidae. The record is from RefSeq and is a predicted model, not a curated record.
CACCAAGUCACUUCCAUUUGUCUGCUCAGCAGUGCGAAACGUGCAAAAAGUGAUUGGCGAAAAAUUAAAUUAUUAAAUUCAAAUACCCAGUACAUCAGCCCAUCAGAAAUAAAAUUGAAAGUAUGCCUCUAAAAAUUAAGAACGUUCUGGUCUGCGAUGCGGUGGACAAGUCGUGUGUCGAGCUGCUGGAACAGCAUGGCAUUAAUGUUACCUACAAACUGAAACUCCCCGUGGAGCAGCUAUGCCAGGAAGUGAAGAACUUUGAUGCGGCCAUCGUUCGCUCGGAUACGAAAAUAACCGCGGAAGUCCUGGCCGCCGGAGCUGGCAGUCUUAAGGUUGUGGGCCGUGCCGGGGCGGGCGUUGAUAACAUCGAUGUCCCUGCAGCGACGGCGCAUAAUGUCGUUGUCCUUAACACUCCGGGUGGCAAUUCCAUUUCGGCCUGUGAGCUGACGUGCAUCCUAAUUGGCGCCCUGGCCCGCCCCGUCGUUCCCGCCGGCCAGAGCAUGAAGGAGGGUCGCUGGGACAGGAAGCUCUACAGCGGCACCGAGCUGUACGGAAAAACACUGGCCGUCCUUGGACUGGGCAGGAUUGGACGUGAGGUGGCCAUUCGCAUGAAGACCUGGGGCAUGAGGAUUAUUGGAUACGAUCCCAUUACCACGGAGGCGGAAGCCAAGGCGGCGGGCAUCGAGAAAAUGACUCUGGAAGAGAUCUGGCCCUUGGCGGACUACAUUACAGUGCACACGCCCCUGAUUCCGGCCACCAGAAAUCUCGUAUCCUCGGAAACCCUGGCCAAGUGCAAGCAGGGCGUCAAAGUUGUCAACGUGGCCCGCGGAGGCAUCAUCGAUGAACAGGCCAUCCUCGACGGCCUGGAGUCUGGCAAGGUGGCCGGAGCUGCCUUCGACGUUUAUCCCGAGGAGCCGCCAAAGUCUGCGGUUACCAAGGCCCUUAUCAGCCACCCAAAGGUGGUGGCCACUCCCCACUUGGGGGCCAGUACCGCGGAGGCCCAGGUCCGUGUGGCUGUGGAGGUGGCGGAGCAGUUCAUUGCCCUCAACGGAACAUCUCCAAAGUACACCAGCUAUGCCGGCGUCAUCAACAAGGAUGCUCUGGCCCACUAUCAGUAAGAAAUAACGAAUUUUGAAACUUAAUUAAGCUUGGAAAAAGGAGCCAAUAGUUCAGCAUUUACUCGACUAAGUUUACAAGCCUAUUGUAUAUAAAUAAACUAUAUAAAGCUUCUGAAAACUA